Molecule: messenger RNA, 1746 nt
Organism: Fonsecaea multimorphosa CBS 102226
Lineage: Eukaryota; Fungi; Ascomycota; Eurotiomycetes; Chaetothyriales; Herpotrichiellaceae
Exons: 5
Coding region: 1-1746 (581 amino acids)
Source: RefSeq, a predicted model, not a curated record
AUGCAGGCCGUGUUGGAUGCUUUGAAGUUUGGAUCCCGCGAGGAAGCCAACCAGACGCUUGAGCAUCUCCGCUCGACAGCGCAAAAUGCUCCUCAGGCGGAUGCUGGCGCCGACGACGACAACGACCCCGGCGACUUUGAGCAGGGACUCCCACGGUUGGAGGAAUCCAGUCUUGAGAUGAUGUUGCUGGACACAGGAGGCCGCCAGAAAUGCAAGGCGGCCUCGAGCACUACCACUACUACAACCGACGUGCCAGGAUGGAUCCCUGCCAGUUUCAGCCCAAAGACGCUGCCCUCGGAGCAGAUGGUCCGCAUGGGAUCGACCUUCUACUUUGAAGUCAUCUCGGGUCUGUUCUAUGUUACCGCCUCGGAGAACUUUGAUUCCCUGUUGGACGCCGUGUAUCGCGCCGAGGCUGAGCCAGAGAUGACAGACAUUGCAGAAAUCUGUGCCGUUGCCUCGGUUGGGGCGCACUUCCAUCCUGACGGCGUGCAGGACGAGUUGAAGGACGCACUGUUCAGGACCGCCAUCCAGAACAUCAACGAGCUUAUUGAAGUGAGCGGUGUCCGGGCAAUUGGGGUGCUCGCCUGUCUCUCCAUCUACGGUCUGCUCGAGAAACGCAGGAGUACUCGCGGCUUGAUUCACCUGGGCUUGCAACUCGCUCGAUGGGAACAGCAGGAAGUUGGUGGCUCCCCGAGUCUCCUCCUGAUUAGAAAGAAACUCCACCGGACCAUGGUCUUCUUGGAGUGUUGGCUAUCAACCAGCUUGGGCUACUAUCCUGGUGAGUUUCAAUUGUCAGAUGUCGAGGUCGAGCCUCUGCUUCGUCCCCUGGAUGAGAACGACAUGAGUGAUUUGACUCAAACAAAAAUGUGUCAGGUUGGCUGGCUCAAGGCCCGUGUUGUUAGAGCAGUCUUCACACGACCAUUUCCUGGCUUUCCAGCGAUCGAAUCGCUUAUGGUUGACUUGAAUACCUGGCCCCAGCAGCUCCCUCUACAUAUGACCCUUAAGUCACUGAUCGAAAACAAAGACAACACUCCUCAUCCCCUGACUGCUGCUCAUAACGGGGCUCUCUUCCUAGCACAUGCGAUGUACCUUGGAGCGGAAAUCUUUCUCUAUCGGCCCAUUUUGAUUGCGAUGGCGGAUCAAAAGGCAGGGCGGAGUUGGCCGCUCCCAAGUAUCACAGCUGAGCAGGCAGCAAGGUGUUAUACAAGAUGUGUUGAAGCCGCGCGCACAAUUGCACGUCUCUUUAGCCUGCUCAGAAUAGGGACUUCGGAGACUAUGAUGCACAAUCGAUGUUGGCUAACGAAUUUCGAAAUAUUUACAGCGUGCUCGGUCCUGCUGUAUGAUCUUGCAGAGAGAUCACUUUCACCAUUGCAGCAGGAGACGGAGGUCCAAGCCGAGCUUCAACGCGCUGGAGAGUGCCUCACAAUGCUGAAAGCAUCAGCAUGUGCAGACCGAGUGUCUCAGAGAUUGCAUGACACACUGAACGAAACAUAUCAGAAGGUAAAGAUGCUUAACGACAAGCCAUCCGAAAGGACUCAGGUCCAGAAUGGGGAUGAAACAGAUCGCAGCGGUCGUUGUGGAUAUGCCAACGGCAAAGAAUCCCUGGCCGUUGCUCAAGAGGCCCUAAAGGCCAUGACAAACAUUUUGAAGGAUCCAUUCGGUCAUGGAGACAAAGAGGGAUUGAUUCUCGAUUUUUCCAUCAUGGGAGCAGACACGGUUGACUGGUUCUCUUCGUGCGAGACUUGA